AUGAACGCCACACCCAUUACACUCAAUGCUUCCCUCAGUAAUCUAUGCAUCGAUAGUGGUCCCACCAUGGCCCAACACGAACGCAUCGUUCGAUUAGACAUGCAACAUCGCUUGUUGGGAAUCGUACAAUCCAAGUUUCCAGGAGCAGAGAGCAAUCACUCGGCGGUUGCCAAGGCUUUGGAUAUGAUGCUCUUCCGAGCCGCACCAUCCUUUCAAGACUACAGCGAUCUUGCAACACUCGAAGAACGCAUUCGAGUCGUUGUCACCAAGAAGCUACAACAAAAGCAACACACAUUCUUGAAAAGGAGCAGAGCAGGAGCACCAACAACAAAUACUACAAAGAAGCAAUGUUCCCAACAAGCCAUGAAAAAGACUAUCCGCAAGCAAAUUCUGCAACAAGUCUUGAAGGAAGACUAUGAAACAGCUCAAGACUUGGUCCGAGACAUCAAACUGGCCAAGAACCGCAAGGUUGCCACCUUCAAAUGCUUUGGUGGUGUCUGCGUUCGCCAAUCUCCUUCCUUCCAAGAUUCCUCCUUUCCAAAGGAAAUCAAGGCCCUCUUUUUCGGAACCGCACUUGUGGAUGCCUUUGAUAAGGCACCAGUUGACAAACUUUCCUCCCUCAACUGGAAGCAUUUGAUUCAAGUUGCCCAAUCCAAUUUGGAUACCUAUAGGGCCUCUCCACAUUGCCCUACUGCUAGCAGCACUCCACCUUUAUUUAGUGCCUAA
Cylindrotheca closterium is the source of this 726-nucleotide messenger RNA. The record is from the annotation of a GenBank genome assembly. Lineage: Eukaryota; Bacillariophyta; Bacillariophyceae; Bacillariales; Bacillariaceae.